CAUUGUUAGGAGUAAUUAUUUUGGUUUCCAUUAUCAUAAAUUCCUUUUCAGCAUCUUUCCCAUCUCUCUCCUCCAAUUUUUCUGUACUGUACCCGUUUAAUCCCCAAAACUCCUUUCACAUUCACUCUUCACGCGUAUUCGACCAUCUCACAUCCUCCGUCUCGAUGGCUUCACCUCCAACCCUUCCGAUCUCACAGUCAGCCACCAACGGCGGCCAAUCUCAGCCGCCUAUCGCCACCCCAGCCUUUCGCUCCUUCAUCACGCGCCUCACCUCCUCCGUUCGUCAAGGCUUAGCCCAACGCCGCCCUUGGUUGGAGCUUGUAGAUCGCUCCUCACUCGCCCGCCCUGACUCCCUCACCGACGCCGCCUCUCGCAUCCGCAAGAACUUCUCCUACUUCCGCGUCAACUACGUCACUCUACUCGCCCUCGUCUUGGCUCUCUCCCUCCUCUCUCACCCUCUCUCACUCCUCGUCCUUCUCGGACUCCUCGCCUCCUGGUUCUUCCUCUACCUCUUCCGGCCCUCCGAUCAGCCUAUCGUCCUCUUCGGUCGCACGUUCACCGACCGAGAAACCCUCGGCGUGUUGGUGGUCUCCACUAUAGUUGUGGUGUUCCUCACCAGCGUUGGAUCGCUUCUGAUCUCUGCUCUCCUCGUCGGAUUGGCGAUUGUGUGCACGCACGGAGCUUUCAGGGUUCCGGAGGACCUCUUUCUUGACGAUCAAGAACCUGCGAACGCCGGAUUCCUCUCUUUCCUCGGCGGCGCCGCCUCGUCCGCUGCCGCAGCUGCAGCUCCGGCCGUUGCCGUGCGCGUAUGAUGAAGUUGGAAUUAGAUCUGAUCUGAUUCGAUCUGGCUGGAGGCCACUGAGGUUUGUCAGGAUAAAAAAAUCGAUUCCUCUCCGUUUGAUCAAGUUGUACCUUUUUUUGAUAGAAAUAUGAUUCAUUUUGUAGGAUUUUCCCGAAAUUGGUUAGAGACUUAGAGAUGUGUAGUUAGAUUGGAUCUGUAACCUGCAAUUUUAGACCCACCUUUCACUGCUUUGCUUGUUUCUAGUUCAAUUUCUAAUGGAUUGAAAUUAUUAAUUGUUCCAUAGACAAGUUGUUGAUCUGUUACUCAUUAUAUAUAAGAAAAUGGUAGUUAUGUUUUUUUGUUUCCCCUGAUUA
Cornus florida is the source of this 1155-nucleotide messenger RNA. RefSeq names its product PRA1 family protein B3-like. Bases 165 to 812 code for a protein of 215 amino acids. The record is from RefSeq and is a predicted model, not a curated record. Gene Ontology annotation, cellular component: Golgi apparatus; endoplasmic reticulum. Gene Ontology annotation, biological process: vesicle-mediated transport. The transcript has a single exon. Lineage: Eukaryota; Viridiplantae; Streptophyta; Magnoliopsida; Cornales; Cornaceae.